AAAAAAUAAUAAACAUUUUAGGAUUUGGAUGAUAAAGUAUCGAAAAUUUAAUGCAUAUAAAUUUAUAAUAAAUUACACUGAAGAAAAGUAUGACAUGUCCUAGAGUAAAUGGUGAAUAAGUAAUGUAAUUGCUGGCAUUCCUUCAUUACAUUAUUUGGCAUUGCAUAGAUUGCUAUAUUUGAAGUAAUCGAUCGCUCCAGGAUGCGCGCGCCAUGUCCAAGACAUGGGUGGAAUAAUAUUCCACUAAAGAAACUUAAAUUCUAAAUCUCGUGGACCUGUAGUCGGAGUUUAAAACAGUCUGAGAUAACUAAAGAUGACAGUUGAUUUUGAAACACGUGAGUAAAUAUUUAUCACGGAAUGAAAGACAGUUCGAGUAGUCUGACACGAAAUAAAUAAUAAUUUAUCACUUGGAAUAAUGACACCAGCAUGUCAUUUAUUAGCAUUGGAUUGUAAUAGUUAUCCAGUGUCUAGACCUAGAACUUGUUUGAAGAAAUUCAAUAAUUUUAGUAAAAGAUAGACGGAAUUUUCAAAAAGUUCAGAUGAGUAAUCAUUCACGAACUGUAAGUUUAUUAAGUGUGAUAGCCUUAUGUAUAAUAAACAUAACCUUGACCUUUUUUCUACUUCAAUCCCCGACCUGCGACCCGAGCGAGAUCCCCGAGGAAUUAAAAUACGAGGCUGUGACAACAUGGGACGUCGAGUCGCAGCCGGAAGACAACAAGUCAACCCAGUGCCUACCCCCUCACACGUACUUGAACCCCAACAUGAAUCUAAUCAACACCUCCCACUCCAAAGAGAACAUCCUCAACCUGGACAUUCGCUUGGGAAGGUAUGACAACCGGCGACUGUUCAAGACCUUCGACACGGUGCUGAUUGGCACCAGAUUCGCGGAAUUGUCGACGACAAACUUGGUCUGUCUGGCGACCCAGACUUCCUUAGAGAAGCUGCACUCGCUGGUCCAGGUUGCCCACCACUGGACCGGCUCGAUUUCCGUCGCUCUUUACUCUGCUGGCGACGAGGAGUUCGAAGCUCUCCAGAAGUACAUCGUGUACCUGAGGAAGUGCUACACGCCGGUUCUCGAGCGUAUUAAUUUUUCUCUAGCGAUGCCCAGGAGCAAACUGCCCUCGAAGCAGCCCCGCAGUUUCGAGCCUCCCAUGGACUUCGGGUGCUCCAGACCCGAGGCGACUUUGAAUGACCUGGUGAACAAGAUCUCCAAGGAACACACCAACUGGCGAGUGAGGAAUGUUUAUCCGCAGAAUCAUAUGAGAAACCUCGCCAGGAAAAAUUGCCAAAAUGACUGGGUUUUUCUUACGGAUAUUGAUAUUAUUCCCAGUAUCGGGCUUGCCAAUUCGAUAAAUUUAUUUUUACGUGAUACUGAACGCUGUGAUAAGUGUGCUUACGUUAUUCCUACUUAUGAAAUAGAUACCAGGGUCAGAUUUCCUGGAAAUAAAACUGAGUUGGUCAGAUUGGCCCGCAAAGGUUUGGCUAGACCUUUUCAUUGGAAGGUUUUUAUUCACAAUCAAUACGCUACUAAUUUUACAAGAUGGGUUUUAGAUGUAGCACCAGAGUCUAAGAACUAUAAAAAUAUAGUUACUGGAAAAGCGUACAUAAGUCAUAAUGUUACUGACUUUGAAUUUCUUUACGAGCCUUUUUAUAUUGCUAAAGAUAUUGUACCUCCACAUGACGAAAGAUUUAUGGGCUAUGGAUACACGCGCAAUACUCAAGUUUAUGAAAUGUUUAUCGCUGGUUAUCAAUUCAAAGUCCUCUCACCAGUUUUCACAAUACAUUGGGGCUUGCAGACGAGAAAAAGUCGGUCAGUUUGGCGUGAAAGACAAAACAUCAUCAACAGACGACAAUUUGAACAGUUUAAAAAAGAAAUUUAUACAAAGUAUAUGCACAAUACGUUGGGAUUGAUUAAUACAUUUUACUAAACAAAGAUAACUAUAUAUAUAAAAAUAUAUAUAAAUAUAU
This is a messenger RNA of Cotesia glomerata, 1968 nucleotides long. Its product is annotated as beta-1,4-glucuronyltransferase 1. Gene Ontology annotation, molecular function: glucuronosyltransferase activity. The record is from RefSeq and is a predicted model, not a curated record. Bases 540 to 1928 code for a protein of 462 amino acids. Lineage: Eukaryota; Metazoa; Arthropoda; Insecta; Hymenoptera; Braconidae. The transcript has 5 exons.